AAUUGUUACCCUCUAUCCAAUUUGGGGAAAUCGGCCGACCGCUGCCGCAAGUUACAGCGUUGCUCAUUCUCUACUGUGCAGAGGUCUGGGAGACAUGAUCCUCUCCUCAUUUGCUCCUCAAUUUCAUCAUCUGCAUAAAGAUCUUCGUCGUCAGGUUGCUUACAGAUCAGCCACCUCUACGACUGCCGUCCACUGUAGCAUUCCUAACAGUGUCCCGGCUCUCCGUCACGUGAGCAGUAGUAAUCAUAAUAACGGUAACACUAACACAUGUGAAGAUGAUGUAGUCACGGUAUCCUCCGCUGUAGCUGUAGCUGCCGCUAUUCGUAAGGCGUCAACAUCUCCGGUGGAAUUCGUGCAGAGGAUUGAGCAAGACGGGAAGAACAAAGGACUAGUGCUUCCCAGCUCCGACUUCCAAACGCUUUGUGUGGAACAGUUGGAUCUCUUUCGUCGUAUCGUGGAUCCCGAAGCUCUUCUAUCGGUCUAUGUGAGACCAGCUGGUAGUUAUGUUAUGGACAGACUAGAGUUGCGUAGAGUUACUGUGUAUCCUGGAAGGAAUGUGGCCGAUGUUGUAAUUGUAAUUGGGAACUUUAGCAUCACAACUGGAUUAAGGGCAGCAGAAGCUUCUCUUCUGAAACAGCAGGCAGAAUUCAUUCCCAAAUCCAGAGCUUUGGUUUUCCCUAUGGUGAAGCAUCCAUUCGUUGUGGGGUUUUUGGUGGCUGAACUUCCAAAACUGGAAUUGCAAAAGGAAGAAGAUAAUGUAAAAGUAAAACAAGGCUCAUCCCCUGAGGAAUCUUAUCCAUAUGCAAUUCCUAAAUCAUGGGAACUCCAAAGUUUUGUAGAUAAAACAUUGGAAAUGCACAACUUUUCUACUGAACAGAGAUUAAAUGCAAUAAACAUCUCCCGUUCUGUUGCUAUGGCGUAUGUUAUGGACCAGAAAGCAAUGUUGCUUCAACAAUCUUCAUGGCAAAACAAUGUCAGAAUGAAUAAUUUGGUUGAGCAAAUCCGUGGUCCACUUUCUAGCAUUCGGACUUUAAGCAAAAUGUUAUCAGCCAAUAUGAAGAAAAAUGAGGUUUCAUAUGAUAUUGUUGAAGACAUGAUGGUGCUAGGUGAUCAUAUGAGAGAGACACUUCAACAACUUCAAGAUGCUGUUCAUAUGACAAAGACUAAUAUAGUUCGCUACAACGAAGAAAACCUAAUGAAAAUAGACGAGUCAACUCGUGACUCAGUGAGGACUCAGUUAUCCAAUUUCUUCUCACACGAUCAUGGUGGACCAUUCUCUCUCUUUUCUAAAUCCGGAGAUUUAGAAAUGCCAAUGCCACCUUUGACUCUUUCACCUUUAUUACACCAAAACAUCAAACCAUGCAAUGCUUCUGAUGUACUCGCUGACCUGGCGGAUGCACUCGAACCCUUGGCUCAUAAGCAACAACGUGUCAUACAAAUCUGUGAACUUCCUCAAACUUUGGAGGUUGCUGUUGAAGAACCCGCACUUCGCCAGGCUUUAAGCAAUUUAAUCGAGGGUGCUUUAUUGCGUACAAAUGUUGGAGGAAUGGUUGAGAUCGCAUCCACCAAAGCGCCAGCUGGCGGUGCCCUUAUCGUAAUUGACGAUGAUGGACCCGAUAUGCACUACAUGACACAGAUGCAUUCGUUGACACCGUUUGGGGCGGAUCUUUUAUCGGAAGGUAUGGUGGAAGACAACAUGACAUGGAACUUUGUGGCGGGGUUGACAGUGGCGCGAGAGAUAUUGGAAAAUUACGGUUGUGUCCUUAGAGUGAUCUCGCCUCGGUGCAUGGAGGCGGCACUUGGAGCUGGUGGGACCCGUGUGGAAAUAUGGCUUCCGGUUUUCUCCUCUUCUUCGCCUGAUGGGCCUGCUCAGGCUGCAUAAGGAUGGGAGUCUAGAUUGUUGUUGUUAUAAACAGGUAACAAAUAUUUAAUUGUGAAACACUAUGUAAAUAUAUACAUGCUUGUUGCAAUAAGUGUAUGUGUAUUUUUAGGUGUGUUUUCUCCCAACGUGAAAGGGAACUGUAAAUAGCAAGCUAGAAUUUAAUAGGUGAGGUGGAUUAUAUUAUGUGUAAAAAGAUUUAUGAGCAUGGGGUUGUUUGUAAUGAACUAAUGAUUAUGAGGU
Lactuca virosa is the source of this 2122-nucleotide messenger RNA. The record is from the annotation of a GenBank genome assembly. NCBI's taxonomy places the organism in Eukaryota, Viridiplantae, Streptophyta, Magnoliopsida, Asterales, Asteraceae.